Messenger RNA from Xenopus laevis (African clawed frog), 5052 nucleotides. RefSeq names its product sodium/calcium exchanger 1 (gene slc8a1.L). Lineage: Eukaryota; Metazoa; Chordata; Amphibia; Anura; Pipidae. Gene Ontology annotation, molecular function: calcium:sodium antiporter activity. Gene Ontology annotation, cellular component: postsynapse; axon; sarcolemma. The record is from RefSeq and is a predicted model, not a curated record. Gene Ontology annotation, biological process: metal ion transport; calcium ion import across plasma membrane; transmembrane transport. Bases 723 to 3632 code for a protein of 969 amino acids. The transcript is spliced from 11 exons.
AGAUGGGAAAAGUCCGGUCGUUCGUUGAUUCGUAUGAUCGGAUCUUUGCGUCUAUGGCCAGCUUAACUUUUGAAGAUAACACUAUCUAGCACCAAGACGAAAUUCCAGACAAUCACAAAAAACAGGCAGAAAUCUUAGGAGAGGUGGGAAGUUGGAGUGAAUAUGUGUGAUCAAUGGGGUGGGAGUGUCUGGAUGUUGAUAAGGGGCUGGCACACAGCCGGGAGGCAUUGCAAAGCCCGGGCUCCCUCACUAGUCUGAAUGCAGAGGAAAUCGGAAAAUAUUCCAGUUGAGGAAAAAAAAAAAAAAAAACACUGUGUGACUGAGAGAGAGAGAGAAGCAAGUCCCCCGGCUAAAGAGAAAUAAUAGGUGCUUAAUAUUUCCAUUGAGGAGGAUGAGGGGAAGUUGAAGGACACUGAGGAGAAGCCAAUGGUCCGGACCGUGGAUCUGUAGUACUUUAACCCCUGCGAUACCAUCAGUGUGAGAGACUGUGUGAGAGGAGGCGAGAGCGUGCGUUGCUGCUGCUGCUGCUGCCAGGGGCUAUAGUCGCGCAUGGCAUAUUCCAAGGAAGGAUUCGCUUGGUUGCCCUCAUGGUGAAGGCGGUUUCUUCCUUAUCAGGACCUAUUUAAAGGUGGAAGUAAAAGGAGCGUUCCCUGUCUCUGUUGUAUCUCACGCCCUGGAGAUCACUAAGGUAGACAUUGAGGAGCUUAUUUUCUGUUGCCAUCAUGAUGAAAUUGGGAACAUCAUUCGCCUUUUUUGCUAGAUUCCACAUGCUUGUCCUUCUGCUGCUCUUGUGCAAUGUGGAAACAAUACGGAGUGAAACCACAACAGUUGCAGACUCUGAAAACCAUACUGAUCCCUGCACUGGUUCCUACUAUUGCAAGGAAGGUGUCAUUUUACCUAUCUGGGAACCUCAGAACCCUUCUUUAGGUGAUAAGAUAGCAAGAGCUACAGUAUAUUUUGUUGCCAUGGUCUACAUGUUCUUAGGGGUGUCUAUCGUAGCAGAUCGCUUUAUGUCUUCAAUUGAAGUAAUUACUUCUCAAGAGAAGGAAAUAACAAUUAAAAAACCAAAUGGAGAAACCAUUAAAACGACAGUAAGAAUAUGGAAUGAAACUGUUUCCAAUUUAACACUUAUGGCUCUUGGCUCAUCUGCCCCUGAAAUUCUUCUUUCUGUUAUUGAAGUUUGCGGCCAUAACUUUCAAGCUGGAGACCUAGGACCUAGCACCAUUGUUGGCAGUGCAGCAUUUAAUAUGUUUAUCAUCAUUGCUCUUUGUGUCUACGUGGUACCAGAUGGAGAAAUAAGGAAGAUAAAACAUCUGAGGGUUUUCUUUGUAACUGCAGCAUGGAGCAUUUUUGCCUACACCUGGUUGUAUAUGAUCUUAUCUGUUUUCUCUCCGGGUAUUGUUGAGGUCUGGGAAGGGUUGCUUACUUUCUUCUUCUUUCCAAUAUGUGUUGUGUUUGCUUGGGUUGCAGACAGAAGGCUUUUGUUUUACAAGUAUGUUUAUAAGAGGUAUAGAGCUGGAAAGCAAAGGGGAAUGAUUAUCGAAACUGAAGGUGACAGGCCUUCUUCCAAAGCAGAUAUUGAAAUGGAUGGGAAGGUGCUCAACUCGCACACUGAGAAUUUCCUUGACGGUUCUUUAGUUCUGGAAGUUGAUGAGAAAGAUCAGGAUGAGGAUGAGGCAAGGAGAGAUAUGGCAAAAAUAUUAAAAGAACUAAAGCAAAAACACCCAGAGAAAGAAAUUGAACAGUUAAUUGAGCUUGCCAACUAUCAGGUUUUAAGCCAGCAGCAAAAGAGUAGAGCAUUUUAUCGCAUUCAAGCAACUCGUUUGAUGACUGGCGCUGGCAAUAUAUUGAAAAGACAUGCUGCAGAUCAGGCAAGGAAAGCUGUGAGUAUGCAUGAAGUAAAUACCGAUGUUGUGGAAAAUGACCCAGUAAGCAAGAUAUACUUCGAACAAGCAACUUAUCAAUGUCUAGAGAACUGUGGAACUGUGGCACUUACUAUUGUUCGUCGUGGAGGUGAUUUGACUAAUACAGUGUAUGUUGACUUCAGAACAGAAGAUGGCUCUGCAAAUGCUGGCUCAGAUUAUGAAUUUACUGAAGGCACUAUCAUUUUUAAGCCAGGUGAGACCCAGAAAGAGCUUCGUGUUGGAAUUAUUGAUGAUGACAUAUUUGAAGAAGAUGAGAAUUUUCUAGUUCAUAUUAGCAAUGUUCGGGUCAAUGCUGAGAACACGGAAGCAAACCUUGAAUCUAACCAUGUAACUCCCCUUGCAUGUCUUGGAGCAAUCUCUACAGCCACAGUUACCAUUUUUGAUGAUGAUCAUGCAGGUAUCUUUACCUUUGAAGAGCCAAUCACACAUGUGAGUGAGAGUGUUGGCAUCAUGGAAGUAAAAGUACUGAGAACAUCUGGAGCUCGAGGAAUUGUUAUUGUACCCUACAAGACUGUUGAAGGCACAGCUAGGGGUGGAGGAGAAGACUUUGAGGAUAGUUGUGGACAAUUAGAGUUCCAGAAUGAUGAGAUUGUCAAAACCAUAUCAGUGAAAAUAAUUGAUGAUGAGGAAUAUGAGAAAAACAAGACCUUCUUCCUUGAGAUUGGGGAACCCCGUCUGGUGGAGAUGAGUGAGAAGAAAGCCCUGUUGUUAAAUGAGCUUGGAGACUUCACAAUCACAGGAAAAAUAUUAUACGGGAAACCUGUCUUGAGGAAGGUUCAGUUUAGAGAUCAUCCUAUACCAUCUACUGUAAUCACCAUUACAGAGGAGAAUGAAGAAAAACAAUCUUUAACCAGCAAGGAAGAAGAAGAACGUCGUAUCGCUGAAAUGGGAAGGCCUGUGCUAGGAGAGCAUACAAGGCUUGAGAUAAUAAUUGAGGAAUCCUAUGAAUUCAAGAGCACCGUGGACAAGCUAAUUAAAAAGACCAACCUUGCUCUUGUGGUUGGAACGAACAGCUGGAGAGAACAAUUCAUAGAAGCCAUCACUGUUAGUGCCGGUGAAGAUGAUGACGAUGAUGAGUGCGGGGAAGAGAAACUACCGUCCUGCUUUGACUAUGUCAUGCACUUCCUGACUGUUUUCUGGAAGGUUUUUUUCGCCUUUGUACCUCCAACAGAAUACUGGAACGGCUGGGCCUGCUUUAUUGUGUCCAUUUCAAUGAUCGGCCUCCUCACAGCCUUUAUUGGGGAUUUAGCUUCUCACUUUGGCUGUACUAUUGGGCUGAAAGAUUCCGUUACAGCAGUUGUGUUUGUGGCUCUAGGAACCUCAGUACCAGAUACUUUUGCCAGUAAAGUUGCAGCAACCCAAGAUCAGUAUGCCGAUGCCUCCAUAGGUAAUGUCACGGGUAGCAACGCAGUGAAUGUUUUCCUGGGGAUUGGUGUUGCUUGGUCCAUAGCUGCCAUUUACCAUGCUGCCAACGGAGACGUGUUCAGAGUCCAACCCGGCACCCUCGCUUUUUCCGUCACCCUUUUCACCAUAUUUGCUUUCAUAAACGUUGGCGUCCUGCUCUACAGACGACGACCAGAAAUCGGCGGGGAACUGGGUGGGCCACGGACUGCUAAGCUUCUUACAACAGCCCUCUUUACACUUCUAUGGCUCUUGUACAUUUUAUUCUCAUCUCUGGAAGCCUACUGCCACAUAAAGGGCUUCUAAACAAACACUCUAACAUAGUAAAUAUAUAUAUAUAUAUUAUAAAUAUAUGUAUAAUGAACUGAGGAAUUAAAGACUUUGCCAUUUUCACUUACCUGCUGAUGGAAUGCAACUGUAGGAGCAUUCCUUUUAAUGGGUAGGAGCAAGAAAUUAAGGUUUCUUACCCAAGGGCAUCAUGUUGAACAAGGCAUGGAUGCAGGGACAUCUUUGCAACUGUACCUACAGUGUACUAUAAAUGGUUGACUACUUUUAUUUUUGAAAUGACUAAUCUGAAUGCUAAAUGGGCCUUUUUUUGUUAAAAUGUAAAGAUGCCGGAAUUACUAGUAACUAUUUUUUUUGGUUCUUGGGGAGGGGAGGGGAGAGAGCCUGGAGAUAAACACUUACAUGAGUUUCCUAGAUGGUUACAGACCAUGUCCAAAUUCUUCUCUAGUACAAGUUCCAAUCAUGAGAAUUAAAGGGGGAAUAAUUACUGAAAAGAAACUAUCCUCCUGCUGAACAAAAGGCAUGUACCCACAAACAGGAGAUGUUGCAUUAGUCAUAUGUUAUAAUACCCCCCAAAUAUUUCUUUUUUGUUGUUAGAGGGUUUUGAAGGUUUUGUUUUGCCUUUUUACAUGUUGCUGUCUAUGGGGAGAUGCGGUCACACAUUAAGGAGCUGAUUUAUCAAAAAUCGAGUUGGGUUUUUUUUUCAGGAUUCGAAAAAAAACGCAGAGAAAAAAAAACAUAUGCUAGAGAGUAUUCUUUCAACCUCAAAUAGUCUCCAUUUAUUAAAGAAUAAAACCAAGAAAAGUCGCCAGAAAAAACGUGGCAAGUAAAAGCUGGCGAGGUUGUAUAAAAGUCAAUGGGAAUGCUCUCUGAGAACUUUAUUUGUUUAUUUCCCCAGUUUAUUAAAACAUUCGAGAUUUUCAGCUUCAUUGAAAAUGAAUGGGACAAUUAGAUUCUUACUUGCAUAAGACUUUUUGUUCCACGAUAAAACAUGCACGGGGAAUUUUUUUCUUAAAUCAGCUAGCAAUCGAGAAAAAAAUUUGCACAAGUUUUGUCUGCGUUUUUUCUCCUCGUCCGCAUUUUUUUCCCGACUAUUUCACAUUUUGAUAAAUCUGUCCUUAAGGACCCCUCCUAGAAAGAGUAGCCCUGAAAGAGAAGAUUGGGCGUUUGUGUGAUGUUUCAGCCAUCUUCUCCAAAAAAAUGCAAUAGUGCAGCCAUCAUGGAGCGCUCACACUUUCAGCUUGGUGUACCAAGGCAUAUUUUUUCUAUACAUGCGCACAUAAAUGGUAUUUAUAAGGUAGGCAGCUCUGAAACGCUCAGCAGGAUCACUGAUCUGUAACAGUGAUCCUUAGCAGAAUGCUCUCAGGUGCAUAUAAAUAUAUAAUACACAAGAGCCAUGAAUAUCUUUUAAAUUAAAUGAUAUCCUUAUAAACGGUGACUA